CGAGUCUCGAAGUAGACGGUCGUCCGUCAUUAAUACGAAGUGCUAAAAUGGCAGACACUAACAGAAGUAGUUAUGACUCCGGAAUUGUUACCGAUAUCGUUGAAACCGAAUACAAAAUGUGCCAUAAAUAUCGGGGAAGAGCCCUUAUCUUUAAUAACGAACACUUUGACGAUCCCAACUUAAAGUCCCGCGAGGGAACAAAUGUGGAUAGUGAGAGACUUGGAACUGUGCUUAAACGCUUGGGCUUUAAAGUCUUUGAAUAUAUGGAUCUUUCAAAAAGAGAUAUUUUGUAUAAUAUCAAAACGACGGCAUCGCGAAAUUAUUCGAAAUAUGAUUGUAUCUUAGUAGCGAUACUUUCUCAUGGUAAAACGGGUUACAUUCAUGCCAGAGACUCGGCUUAUUCACUGGAAAGUAUCUGGCGACCAUUUGCGACUGACAAUUGCCCUUCGUUGGCGGGCAAACCAAAGUUAUUUAUUAUUCAGGCCUGUCAAGGAGAUCUCAAGGAUCCAGGAUACCCCGCCCUUGAACCAGAAUUUCCAGACAACGAAAGCUUUUCAUAUAUCAAUUUCAGAAUACCGACUCAUCAGGAUUUUCUGAUUGCCUAUUCAACUUUACCUGGAUACUGCUCCUGGAGAAACACAGUCGACGGUAGCUGGUUUAUACAGAGUCUCUGUGAAGAGCUCACGGCCCAUGGGUCCAGUCGAGAUAUAUUAACUCUGCUGACAUUUGUGGCUCAACGUGUUGCUUUUAAUUUUGAGAGCCACAAUCCACUUAGAGCGACAAUGCACCAGAAAAAGCAAAUUACUUGUACCAUGUCCACGUUAACGCGAAAGUUACAUUUUUACGACAGUAGUGCGAUUUUAUACAAACAAUUUACGAGUAAAGUUGACGAAGAAAAAAUAAGUAUUUAAAUAAGCUACCAGUUUACAGCA
Drosophila innubila is the source of this 932-nucleotide messenger RNA. Its product is annotated as caspase-like. Gene Ontology annotation, biological process: proteolysis. Lineage: Eukaryota; Metazoa; Arthropoda; Insecta; Diptera; Drosophilidae. The coding region runs from base 48 to 911 and encodes 287 amino acids. The transcript has a single exon. Gene Ontology annotation, molecular function: cysteine-type endopeptidase activity. The record is from RefSeq and is a predicted model, not a curated record.